Molecule: messenger RNA, 1570 nt
Organism: Bemisia tabaci
Lineage: Eukaryota; Metazoa; Arthropoda; Insecta; Hemiptera; Aleyrodidae
Source: RefSeq, a predicted model, not a curated record
AUUAAAUUCGUGGACCAAUGAAAUAUGGACGAAAUUGGAAUUGAUACAGGGGGUUUAAGGAACGAAUUUUUCCGAUUAGCGCUGCAGGAGAUUAAAUUGAGUCGUAUGUUCGAAGGAGAAGAGCUGUCUCGCAGUCUAGCGUUAGAUGCAGAUUCUCUACGUUUAGAAGACUACAAACUAGGAGGGAUGAUAAUGGCACUAUCUACUGCGCACAAUGGUCCAUCUCCUCAAUUUUUGUCGCCAGAGCUUUAUGACAUGAUUGUUAGCGGAGAAUAUGACAGACCAGUUGAUAUCUCCAAAAUCAUGGAUGAAGACAUCCGGAAGGAGAUUGAAACUAUCACCAACACCAAGAAUAUAAGGGAACUGGAAUACGCCGUCACUAAUUCAUUGUUGCUCACAAUGAUAGGAGUCACCUCUGUGGACAAUUUUAGGCGUAAACAAGGCAUUAUUAAUGAGUUGAUGGAUUACUGCCUAAAUAUAAGGCUACAGCCCGCUUUUGAACAGUUUUGUAGAGGACUGAAGACCCUUAAUGUCCUUGAAUACAUAAGAAAGCAUCCAGCCGUGAUGAGAGCAGCCUUUGUCAAGCCAGCAUCUGUAUUAACAGCUGCAAAUAUUAAAAGAAUGCUGGAUUUGAAAUUCAGCACGGACGCAGAGCUGAGACGCAAGGAAGAACAGAUGGCGACUCACUUGUUGUACUACUUGGACGAUUUGGAAGCUGGGUUACUUGACGCUUCCAUAGAGGACUUUCUAAUCCUCUUAACUGGGCAUGCAGCUGAGCCUCUGGGAGGAUUUGAGAAGAAACUUACGGUUGCAUUUACACAUGCUGUGAAUGCAGGUGAUAGACCUUAUCCUACGGCCUCCUCUUGUGCCCUGAGACUCACUUUGCCUGUAUUUGAAUGCACGUAUGAAGAGUUCAAGGAGAAAAUGAACGAAACUGUCAAAACAAAAUAUUUUGGCAUUAAGUAAACGGAAUCAUGUCUUCAAGCUGCUUUCUGGUAAACAGGAACCUUUACUUUCACAAGAUGUCAUUUUUUCUUAUGGCCUCAAAAAUUUCCUUAAAAUGUCAAUUCUGUAAGUUUAUUUUUUGUUAAAACUAAAAUUAACUUUAUCUCGUUAUCGGCGCGAUAUUUCACACCACAAGUAAUUAGUAAGUUUGCCAUGUGAUUUAGAGUAAUCAUCUUUUUUUUAUGAAAAAUUGUAGGAUCGCAUAAGUAGUACUGUUCAAAGAUUUGUUUUGCUUUGAUCUUGAAUGAUUUGAACUUAUGCUCCUGAUACAUUCAGCAUUUAAUUGACAGAUAUUUGUCGAAGAGUAUUAUGGAUCACAUUGUUAUUUACUAUUACUUAAUUCGCCCACUAACUUGAAAUUAAUUGGAGAGAACUGAAGUCAUAUGUUUUUCUCUUUCAUUAUUUUGCUGCCCAGUGUGUUUUGUAAAGUAGGCCUUUGAUCAAGUGGUUGAUUUCAAAAAGUACCUAAUGAAAUUGAAACGCCCUCAACAGCUUUGCAACUCUGCUUUAAUAAUUUCCCAUUUUGUACUAUUCCUCAAUCGAUCUCGUCAUGUAUCUCCUGAUG